Drosophila novamexicana is the source of this 9264-nucleotide messenger RNA. It is a transcript of the gene Ncoa6, whose product is annotated as putative mediator of RNA polymerase II transcription subunit 26. The transcript is spliced from 5 exons. The coding region runs from base 1 to 6975 and encodes 2324 amino acids. The record is from RefSeq and is a predicted model, not a curated record. Lineage: Eukaryota; Metazoa; Arthropoda; Insecta; Diptera; Drosophilidae.
AUGCAUUUAUUAACUGAACUCUUUCACUUGCAGCAGCUUGAACCGUCUGUGCGGAUAUCGGUGUCUCUCCCCUGGGAUGCAGCACAACGACUGCGUCAACUGGCCGUCGAGGGCAAUUCCACCCUGCGUGCGCUCGGGAUUCUUUCCGUGCAGCCUGAAGGCGAUUCUGUGAUAGCUUUAAAUGUUGGAGGACAAGAUAUUAAAAUAACAAAAGAUACUUUAAAAGAUGUCGCAAUCGGUGCAAUUGAGGCGGCUGGCACGUCUUCCAACAAAGCCGCCCUCAAUGUUGGCGUUGGCGUUGGCAAUUCGGCGUCGACGCCUCUGGCGGCGCCCACCUUCGACGGUCCCAGUACAAGCAAAGCAGCCUAUACACAACAUCAGCGUAUCACGCAACUGACGCAAAACGAUGCAAUCUCUAGCCAGCAGCAGUUACAUCAGCAGCGGCGAAAUGUGCUAACGCAGCAGAAACUAAUUCAACAGUCAUUGCCGCCGCAGACACCAUCCUCGCCGUACAGUAAUGCAAAUACGACGCCGCCUGUUUUCAAAUCCCCUAACACAGUGUGUCCCAUGGAAGGCAAAGUGCCGUUGCUGCCCUCACCUGCAGGCACGCUAAAUGUGCCAAGAGAUUUCCCGUUCGAAAGUAUGCGGCAGGCACGUGUCCUGCAGGGCAGGGAUACAGCAACCACAGCUAGCAUAAACGCGCUGGGCCCACCGCCGCCACCCCCUAUUGCGACUCUUAAUCUGUUAAAUAAUCAAACAACGCAGAACGGCGAGGUUCUUGCAACCACAAUUCUUGCGGGAACCUCCAAUAAAUCUCAGUUCGUAAAUCCGCCUCCACCAUAUCCCGGUCUAGGUCCAAGUUCGAGUUUGACUACACCUAACAAUAGCAAUUCGGCAGUUGUUGCACCAAGCGCGAAGCCGGCACAGACUUAUAUGACGACAUCUUCAUCUGCAGCACCAGCGCCUACAACUACGUUGUCAGGCAGCAAUAACAUAGCAAUAUCAUCCCCACUGUUGGUCAAUCUGCUGCAAAACGACGGCAAUGCGAUUUCAAGUCAAAUGAAGUCGCCCCAGUUGGCGGCGCCAACAACUCCACAGUCACCAAUAGUUAGCAUGAGUCCAAGCACACAAAUGAUGAACUCCAGCUCGCCAAUGCGGUGCUCCCCGGCCACUCCUAGCGAUUUUGUUAUGGGAACAACAGGUGCACCUCUCGACAUUGGAAACGUGCCUAGUCCGGUGGUGCCCUCCUCACCAACCGGGGUCGGGCCCGUAUUGAUGCGCAACCUGCCAAACCAACACCAACAACAUCAACAACAACAACAACAGCAGCAGCAGCAGCAGCUGCUCCUCAGUCCUAGUGGUAAUGCGAAUCUGUAUAAUCAGGGGCCCCCACCACAUCGAUUUCAGCAUGCGGUUGCAUUGCGUCACCAGCAGCAACAGGUACAUCAACAGCGCCAUCAUCAGAUGCAGGGUAUGCAUCCACGAUUUAUGCCACCCCAGCAGCAGCAACAGCAGCAGCAGUUUCUUGGGCAGCAACAGACUGAUUGCUUCAAUAAUCAAGGCCUGCAACAAUCGCAGCAGCAGCAGCAACAGCAGUUGAGGCAGCAGCAAAUCCGAGCCGGUCUACCGCCGCCGCCGCCACAGCAACAUCAGCGACUUAUGAGCAUGCCGUUGUCCUCGCCUCAGGCGCAGCAGUUUAUGUCUCAUGGCGGCGCUUCGCCCAUCGCCCAUUCACCUGCAUCCAGCCAUCACUCAAUGCACAGUCCGCUGAUGGCUAACCAUCAGCCUCCCUCGUCAAUGCUUUCGCCUUCGACGACGCCGAAAAGUCCACAUUCACAUCAGCUGACGCAGCUUCAACAAAAGCAAAAGGAGAUGCAGCCCAUUUCUAAUAUGCAACAUGCUCACCUUGUACCUGUAGCGGGCGCGGGCAAUGCGCAGCUGCCACCGCCUCCCGACUACAAUCAGGCGGCGGCGAAUUCGCGCUGGCCCGCGCUAAAUAAGCCGAUGGAUUCGGUUACUAAAAUCAGUUUUCAGGAGUUCACGCGCUACCAGAUGCAAUACAAUCUACAGCAACAACAAAUCAACAACGGUCCAGCACAGACUACAACGGCAUCUAAUACGGCAGAAAUGGUACCGCCAGGAACGAUAGCACUGACAGCGGCCGGACAACGGCAGCAUCAACAGCUACCGAUACCAAUCCAGCAAUUAGGGGCACAGGAAGCGCAGAAUGUUACGAACAUUACAGCCGUUGGUCAUGGCCUAAAUGAUCCAUUGAUUUCGUUGUCCGACCUCGACGCCUUAACGACUAACGACUUGGACGCUUUAUUGCCAACUUUAAACUGUGAUCUAGACUCAACGCUGAGCCUUGAGGAUAAGAACGAGCUCGAAUCAUUGCUUCAGGAUGCCAAGGAUCUAGACUUGGACUUGAUCGAGGAUAAUUUGACGGCGGUCGGCAUGGAUGUAGGCGAUGCCCUGAGCACGCUUCAGGAUACGCCCGGAUGCAUAGAACAACCCCAGCAACAACAGCAACAGCAGCAGCAACAACAACAAACUCAAAUGUUAGACAUGCAGCCCUUCAACCAACAGCAAUUAUUGCAGCAGCAGCAGCAGCAACAGAGACAGCAACAAUUAACUCACUUGCAACAACUGCAACAGCAACAACAACGUCAACAGUUGCAGCGCCAGAUUCACCUGCCCCAGCAGCAAGUGCCGCAUCGAACGCAUCAACAACAACAACUACUUUACAUGCAGCAGCAACAGGUUGAUAGUCCAAAUGCACAAGUUAUUGCGCAAAAGAAACUGGCACAGCAGCAGCAGCAGCAACAACAACAACAACAACAACAAGCUCCAGGAAAUGUCCAGCAAAAGCAGUUCAUCAUCAAUCCGCAUACUGGCGAUAUGGAGCCGAUGGCUAGUGAUGAUAGUGAUACGGAGGCGGAGCAAGAAACAACGCAACUUCAAUUUCGCAGCAUGUCGAAUAGUCUGAGCGGUUACACUAGCUUUAAUCCUGCCAACGACAUGUUGCUGCCGAAUAAUAUCUUCUCCGAGGAGGAUUCUAAUUCGGCUAUUUCUGGUUCACAGCUGCCAAUAGCUGGUAGCAGUGAUCAAGAGCGCUCUCGCGAUUCCCUUGCUUCCAACAAAUCUGCAUCGAAUCGUUCGAGAAAAAUGACGCAGCACAAGACGAACCAAUGCCAGCCCACGCAAACCCAACAGAUGCAAAUGCAAUCCACCGCUUCCGGCGACUCUUCUCAAUUAGGCCACAGUUCUGGGCAGAUGGACAGUGCAGGAAAUAGCACUCUUGCCACUUCUGGCAAUAGUAAGAAAACGAAACCAAAUCUUCUGCGCGAAAAGUUGCAACAGGGUGUGAAGGAACGCAAAGCUAAAGACGCAACAACAACGACUACUCCAAAGCCAAAAAGGGAACGUGCCAAGGGAAAUGCUAGGGCUAAAACAACAGCAGUGACGGUGUCGGCAGCAGCUAUUGCAGAGGAGAAAAUCAAGCUGCGACUUAAACUGGAAAAAGUGGAUAUAGCUGCAGCGUCUUAUGAGCAUCAGCAUGUCCAAGUCAAUGCCAUAAUGGACAGCAAUAAUCAUUUACAGCAGCACCAACUGCCGAUGCAGGCCAAAUUGCUGACUCUACCUGCAUCACAGCUCCAGCAGCAACAACAACAACAACAACAACAACUUCAACAACAGCAACAACAACAACAGCAGCAACAACAACAUCAACAACAGCAAAACCAUUCAGUGUAUAGUAGUUUCCAACAUCAGCAACAAACUGAUCCACAGCAAAGUGUUGCCGUUGGACUGAGUGAGCCACGUGUUCCGCCGCUUCAGAUUCGGCUUCGCGGCAAAAACUCAGUGGUUGUGAAGAAUACGCGCAAGGAGCGGAAAAAGCCAUUGGCCACUGACGACGAGCAAAGGGUUCGCCAAAUAAAGCGAACCCUCAGUGAUCAUGAGGCACAGCAACAGCAGACAUUAGUAAUGGACGGCGGGACGGAGAGCAAACAGUCAAAGCUGAUAGCUGCGCCACAUGUGAAUGGGCUGCCCAGCUCUGGCAUGCUGUUACAAAAGACGCCACAGCCACCGCCACCAUUGCCACCCCAAUCGGUUCACCCAGCGCAACAAUUGCCAACAGGUGCUAAGACCACAACAAUUGUGGCCGGCAAGAACGGGCUAACGAUUAGUGCCAUUGUGGAGGCACAUAAAUCGCAAACGCAAGCCAGCGAUGGGCAUCUAGCGACCGUGGGAUCAACGAACACUGGCACCACCACGACCAUUCAGCAGCAGCAGCAGCAAUUGAGCAAGAUAGCCACCUCGUUGCCCAGUAGCAUUACUCUUAGUGCUAUCACAAGCACCGCCACCACUAACAACAACAAUAAUAACAAUAACAAUAAUAAUAGUAACAAUAAUAAUAAUAAUAAUAAUAAUAAUAAUAGCAAUAGUAAUAGCAGUAGCAACAGUCGCGUGCUGAGCAAUAUUACCUUAAAGAAUCCCAUUAAGACUGCAGCCACCAUUACACCCAUUGUGGGUGGUAAGCCGAUGACAAAAAACCAUAAGCCGCCGCCAUACAUCACCGCUGUGCAACAGCUGCAGUUACAGAAGCAGCAACAGCAGCAGCAGCAACAACAACUGGCGGCGGCCGUUACCAUGCUGCCAAGUGCGACGACGCUGAAGCGUGUCGAGAUCACCAAACGGGCGCCGAGCAACACAACGGAUACAGCCACAAUAAAGGUCGUCACCACGGCCACGCCCACUACACCGACUGCGACUGCGACUGCAACAUUGUCAAUGAUUGGGGAGAGAAAGCUGCCAGUGGCCAUCUCGAUGAACUCCACGAUUAUUAACAAUAAUGUCAAUGAAAAUCCAAUUGGAAGUACAAAUGCACAUACAAUUACAACGUCAGGGCAUCCCAAACUAAACCAUGUGAGUCUACAAACAGUAGCGAGUACAACAACAAGCGUUACGUCGUCACCAACGCCGGCGUCUGUGCUGGCUAACACCUUGCGCAAUUCGCCCGCCAGCAACGGAAGCGGCACGCCCGGUCAUGGGAACAAUGGCGGCGGCGAAGACAGUGGUAUAGAGUCGAUGGAUGCGCUCUCUGAAAAAAGCCCGCACCAACAAUCCUCCAGCAGUCCCAUACAGAUGCAACAACAACAAUUGGUUACCAAGCAAGCAACAAUAUCCGCAAGUACAUCAACUACAAUAACACAAUCAGCAACAGUUGCUACAGCAGUUCCAACAACAAGCGACAAUAGUAAACUUCAACAGCUGCAGAAUGCCGACGAUGAGAUUGAAAAGGCACUUGCCAAGAUGGAGGGAGACAUUCCGGAUGACUCGGAGAACAUUGUAGCCAAUGUAUCAAAGGAGACGGUAGCUGCAACAAUGGGUGGUGGUUUCCAUUUGACUACAACAAUAGCGCCAAGCACCCCGAAACUGAAUGGGGAACAUGUUAUACUUGAACACGACGAUCUCAUUAAAAAGUUAACGGACAACAUCGAAACUGAGGAUAAAAAUAAACCGUUACCAGCACCUGUGCUAUUAUCAACUGUAAGGGAUCCAAAUACAGAAGCGCAGAUGAAAAUGGAAAAAGAUAUAUUGGAGGAUCAGCCGACGCUUUUGAACUGUAAAACGGAGGAAGCUGAAUUGCAGGACAACCGACAAGCAGAUGUGACGGCCAGUAAACAGGAACCAAAGCCUGGAAUACAUCGCGAACAAGACAUCCCGGACAAAAAAGAAAACGCGGUGGACGAGAAAAAAGAAAAGCUAACAGACGCACUUCAACCCAUAUCGAUUGAAAUACCCCCGCAAUUGGAUGCUGAAACGCCGCGCAUCAGAACACGCGCUACUAGUCGACUAGAGAGUCCAAUGGACGCUCCAAAGACAAGCCCAGAAGCACAACAACAGUCAGCUGUAGUCAUAACAACAGCUUCUGCGACAGCAGCAACCCCAACAUUGCCGAUUAGAAGCGUAGCCCGUGUUACGCCAGUACCGAGUCCUCGUCUGAGCACGACAACACCAGUUCACAAUAAUAAUAACAGCUGUGUUAAACGUCGUCGCCAGGAGUCUGAGUGCGGCAGCAGCAAUGAUGGAACCAUCGACGCCGGUCUUGUCGGCGAGACGAGCAGCAGCAGCAGCAAUAGCGCCAAGCGUGCACGUGUCAGCAGUGGCAGCAGCAGUGGCAACAACAACAGCAACAACAACAAUAAUAAUCCGGAUAUACAAGAUCAAACAGGGCUCAAUUAUAUGCUAUCGAAGAAGAUCGAAAUAGAGUCUUCCGACUCGGACGAGCCACUAAUCGAGGUGGCAGGCAAGGUGCGCAAUUCGAAGGCACAGUUUGAGGAAAGGCACGUAACUAGACGCAAUGCCCAGCAACAGCAGCAACAACAGCAGCAGCAACAGCAACAGCAGCAACAAAAAGCUCCCAGUUUGAGUGCCACCACAUCCGCUCAGACACCGAAGACAGCCAAAUCGCAGCCAAUUGCCACAAACAGCAACAAUAACAGUGCGACGUUGCUGACUGUCAGCAACGCGGCAACAGCUGGAACAUCAAACAACAACAAUAAUAACACAAAUGUGGUGCAUGCAACACGUGGCGCAACAGCAGCCGCUGCUACCAGUGGCAAUACCAGCAACAUUACCAAUAACAAUAAUGUGGUUAACGCCAAUUCGCCAACAGACGAGAAAGUUGGCACCAGAAGGAGCGUAAGGGCGAGCGCUGCUGCUAACAAGAUAAUUUACAGUCGCAGCAAUGCAGCCGCUGCUGCUGCGGCUGCAGCCGCCGAGCACAAAGGGACGACGGGUAAAAAUGCAGCUGGGGGUACCGGAGUAGUCAGUGGUGCGGCGGCCAAUCCCAAUACGAAUGCGAGUGUAGAGAGUGUGGCAGAAGCGCGCCGCAAAACACGCAGUGCAGUAAUUAGCGAGUCUAUGCUGACCGAGGGACGACGAAGAAGGACUUCGCGUGAUUACAAGUGACCAGAGUUUUGCGCCUUGGCUAAGGGAAUUAAUCAGGCAAACGAUGCUGACGAGGACGAAUUGGUUGAUCUGAUCGAACUGGAUAUUCCGGAUAGGUUUGAUUUCAGCACUAGUUUCCCUUUGGACCAGGCGCAAAACGUUGAUGGCGGUGUCGAUGAGGACGGCAGCGUAGAAAACGAUAUUAAAGAUGUCAAGGAGGAUCUCGUUAAUAUUUCUUCAGCGCUGACUGUCGAUGCGGUCAGCCUGCUAAUGCCAGAUUUGAACAAUGCCACAGCUUUGGAUUGCGGCAACUUUGUAGACUACGAUGAGUUCAACAUGUGUUUGAAUAAUCUACUUAGUGAGAAGGACGAUCAAAAUCUGGAAAUCCGUGAUGGAAACUCAAAUGAACAUGUGAAUGCUGGCAAACACCAGCACCAGCAGCAGCUCCAUCUCCAGCAGCAGCAGCAAUGGUGUGAUGUUAGCGAGGUUCUCAACAUGGUGCCGCUUAACAACAAUCUUGGAUUAAGUUUCCAGGAAUCCGUUCCGGACUUGAGCGUGACGGGCGAUGAUCGUUCUGUCGGCAGUAGCUCAUCGCAAACGGCAUAACGGCGUCGUUUUGAAUUGUUGAAAGAAUUGUUUACCAUGCUUCAAUUUACGGCUCUGAGCUCUGUAAAUAGCUUAAACUCACACAAGCAUACAAAAGCCAAUUCUUUUGUUUGUAAAAAGUUUUUGUAAAGGUUUUCCUUGAAUAUUUGUAUAGUUAGUUGUAAACACAAGGUUGCAAUAAUGUUGCAUCUCUGACGAGCAGCAUCACACACAUAAAUCCAUGUUUCACUUAUAUUUUUUAAUUUUGAAACAACCCUUUACUAAUUGAGCGCUACUUUUCAUCAAAUGUCCCAUGGUUAAUAGAUUUGCUAGUCAAGUGAAACAGACAAUUUAUGUGAAGAUCAAAAAAUGUAUUUUGAACAAAUUAGAUGAAAAUCAAAUAUGUGCAGAAAUGUAUAACAAAGUAGUUAACUCAAACACACCCUAACACGCAUGCGUAUUUUCAUUUUCUCAUCUAAGCUCUUGUAUAUACUUUAGACAUUAUUCUAAUAAAUGCAACAUAAACUCAUUUAAGAAUAUAAAUAAUUUACUACGGUUUAUCCUAAUGAUUCAAGCUUAAGAUUGCAAAACAAAUCAGACCAUACUUUUAUAUUUUUAUUAUUUUAUCAUAUUUUAAGUAUAUGCACACGAAAUAUAGAUAAUAGUCCUUAUAGUUUUUUAUGCAAACGUUUGCGUUGUUUCGAAAAAAAAAUUUGUUUUUUAGUUUUAAACGCUCAUAAUAUUAACGAAAAUUCUCUACCAAUAUAUGCACAUAAAAACCUCUGCAAUAAGUUAGUCAAGGCAAACCACGAAACAAAAAAAAAAUUGCGUGUAGACCAGAGAGAAAUAUAUAAAAAGUGUUUGUAGUUUUGCAAAGCGAAUGAACAUAUGUCUACACUUAUAUACAAAAAGAAGCCGUAUAUAAUGUUAUAUAUUUUGCAUAAACAAACAAGAAAAGUAAAAGUAAAAAAAAAAACAAAAACAAAAACAAAAACGAAAGCAAAAGUUGUAUUGUAUAUAAAGCAGGCUCUAUUUUUGCUAAAUGUUAUUUAAACAAUUAGGGGAAAAUGAAGAUGCAUAGCAGAAGCAAAACGCUAAACAAACACAUUAUAUUAAUAUUUCUUUAAACGCAUACAUAUAUAUUGUUCAAUAUUAUUAUCUUAUGUGUAUUGUAUGAUUGCUAAUUAAAUAAGUCUUUUGAUACUUAGUUCAUGGUUAAUGUAAAUGAAUGAAGAGAAAAAAAACUUACAUAAAACCACGAUCCUUUAGAAUAACAUUCAUAUAUAGUACCGAUAUAUGUACAUAUUAUAUCUCUGAAUACAUAUAUAAAACGAGUUCGUUAUGAUACACAAAAACCCCAUUCAAAACCAUGGAUGUCGACAAUUCUAAGCAUUUCACAGUUAUCCCCACACAAAAUUCACAAACAAUAAUAAAAAAUAAAAAAUAAAAAUAAAAAAAAUACAAAAAAUUCACUGCAAUUCAAAUCUGCAAAAUUGUUAAUGGCAAAGUUGUAUAAACAAAAUUAGUUCUUAUAUGCCCCAAUGCCAUUCAACACAAACUCGUGCAACAAAGACAUACACACACACACACACACGGUUAAAAAAUUAAAUAUUAAAAAGCAAAUGCAUGUAACAACACAAGAUGAAGAACAACAAAAAUAAAACGAAAGUGUCUUAAAACGUAGUAUUAGAAAUUUAUUAUAAAGAAUUUGUUUGUACUUUAACA